ACAAAUUGACUCAUAAUUGAUUAACAUUUCUGAUAUGUUUUCCAGGACCACUACGAGGGCCCUGGUACUUUCAAUCAAUGUUUGCCUCAAAGUGAAAUCCCAGGGUGGUUCAAAUCUGAAAAUAUUGCUAGAUCCUCAUCAGUAACAAUCCAGCUACCUCUAAAUUUGUAUGACAAUCUUGAGUGGAUGGGAUUUGCAUUUUGUGCUGUUUUCUCAUUUCAAAAGCAUCCUAUUUCCGUUCCUAUGAAAGGUUCAAAAUUUUCUUUUAUCAUCGUUUGUCAUUUGAAGACCGACUUGGGUUGUAUGAAUCCAUUAUGUAGCAUCAGUGAAGAGGACGUAAUAAUAUCAUUACAUCAACGUGGAUUCCUUUGGUUAUCAUUCAUUCCAAGUUGGUUUCUUUCCCCUGAAUGGAGUCGAUGCACUUCGGUUGAAUUCUCAUUUGUGAGCGAUAGUUCGGCUGUAUCGGCGCUAAAGUGUGGGGUCGAUCUUGUAUACCGGCAAAAAUUGGAAUUUACAUGUAGAAUGGUACAAUGCAUAACCUCAUACGGUAGUCCUUUCACAUCUGAUGAAAGAUUUCCCUUUUAUCAUCCUGAUCAAUUCAGUGGCAGUGGUGGCUCUAGCGGAACUUCUGGUCGCUAUUCUUAUGAUCAAUUCUACAGAACUGCCGCCUUGGACCGCUAUAACAAUCGUAGUAUUUUCAAUCAAUGUAUUCUUCAAAGUGAAAUCUCAGAGUGGUUUAGCCAUCACUCGCUACCGUCAGAUCUAUCACCUAAGUUUGACUUUCAUCCAUCCACUUCGUAUAAUUUUUGUUUACCUCCAAGUAAAAUUCAAGACUGGUUUAGUCAUCCGAAUCAUGGACACUCAGUGACAAUUGACCUACCCUCAAAUUUGUACCACGACAGUAAUUGGAUGGGACUUGUUCUGUAUGCUUCUUUCUCCAUCAAUGGGGAUCCAAACAUCAUCUUUAGCAAUCUGGCAUCAGGAAAAUCUCACUUCCUAUAUUGUCAAUGCCAAACGAGUAUGGCUAAUGUUGAUAAUCAGAAAAUUGCUUUCUCCACCAAUAAAGAAGAAAUCACGUGGUUACUUAAUCUAGGUGAAUUCAUUUGGAUAUGCUAUGUACCAGGAAAGCCAUUUAAGAAUAUGUUGCGACACUGCAGCCACAUUGAGGCCUCAUUUGACAGUGAUUGGUUUGGCGUGAUAGUGCAGAAUUGUGCGUUACAACUUUUGUACCAGCACGAUCAAGUGCAGUUUGAGCAAGAACUAAAAUACUGCAACAAAUUGAUUUCAGAGAAUCGAAAGCUUGUUUGUAAACAAACAGAGGAUCAAAAAAAAAAAA
Messenger RNA from Quercus lobata, 1336 nucleotides. RefSeq lists its product as uncharacterized. Bases 566 to 868 code for a protein of 100 amino acids. The transcript is spliced from 3 exons. Lineage: Eukaryota; Viridiplantae; Streptophyta; Magnoliopsida; Fagales; Fagaceae. The record is from RefSeq and is a predicted model, not a curated record.